CCGGAGCGGGCGGCCAGCAGUCGGCGGCCCCGUCGGCGGCGGCGCGGAGGUCUUGGCGGCGGCGGCGGCGGCGGCGCCCUGGAGCGGCCCGGCCUCCCGAUGCCCCUGCGCCGGCUGCCGCGGGCGUAGGUGCCCGGCUCGGGCCCUGAGGCGGCCGCGGGGCGGGGCGGCGGAGACCGAGCGGCUGGGGGGCGAGGCGGCGGCCGCGGGCAGGAGGAUGGGGGCCAACCAGCUGGUGGUGCUCAACGUGUACGACAUGUACUGGAUGAACGAGUACACCUCCUCCAUCGGGAUUGGAGUUUUCCAUUCAGGAAUUGAAGUGUAUGGCAGAGAAUUUGCUUACGGUGGCCAUCCUUACCCCUUUUCUGGAAUAUUUGAAAUUUCCCCCGGAAAAGCUUCUGAACUAGGAGAGACAUUUAAAUUUAAAGAAUCUGUUGUUUUAGGGAGCACGGACUUCCUAGAAGAUGAGAUAGAAAAGAUUGUGGAAGAACUGGGGAAAGAGUACAGAGGCAAUGCCUACCACUUGAUGCACAAGAACUGCAAUCACUUCUCCUCAGCUUUAUCGGAGAUCCUCUGCGGGAAGGAGAUUCCGCGCUGGAUCAACCGGCUGGCCUACUUCAGCUCCUGCAUCCCCUUCCUGCAGAGCUGCCUGCCCAAGGAGUGGCUCACGCCCGCCGCGCUGCAGUCCAGCGUGAGCCAGGAGCUGCAGGGCGAACUGGAGGAGGCCGAGGACGCGGUCGCCUCGGCCGCCGCGGCCGCCGCCCGGCCCGGGCGCCACACGAAACUCUGAGGUCUCCAAGCCUCACUCCGCACCGUCUGGCAGGCGACCCACUGGCGAGAAGCAGAGAGGAAGCGCCCUAGGAUGCUGGUAUGCAAAGCUGGCUCUCCCCACCCCGGUCACAGCUCAGGAUUCCAUUUGUACAACCACCGCUCCGCAGGAGGGACUGCGGGCAGCGCCUCUGGUUUUUACCCUCUGUAAAUCAGAUUUCUGUUUUCUACACUCCCCUCAGUUAUGUUUACAGUAUUUUGUACCGCUGUUUACAAUCCUGCAUGGACUCCUGCCGCCGAGAAGAAACUCCACGUCUUCACUGUCCGUCCGGCAGCGAUCGUACACUUCCCACUGCCAGGCCCUGGCCGUCAGGUCUGUGCGUGUCUGUGGAGGGUUUGGCACAGGAUGCAGAGCGCGAAGGAGCACACACAGCGCGAGGCCGGGGGCCUUGUCUGCUGGGAGGCAGGCCCCCCCCCCCCCCCCCCCCCCCCGCGGGCAGCACAUCUCCCUGGGUCCUCCCAGCCCUCCUCCGGCGGAGGCGCUCGCCUCGCCUCUGUCCGGGGCUUUGAUGCCUCCGGCUCUGGAGUUAAGAUGUUUUUCAUUAAGUAACUGACUAGUACGGGCUGGAGGCCUCAUUUUGAUCUUAACCGGUGACAGCCUCCCUGCACGGUAGCUUCCGAGCAGCAGGGCGGGUGCCUUCCAGCUGCAGGGGACUGUCCAGCUGCCUUUAUGAGACCUCGAGAGCUGGUCUCCAGCACACACUCCAACAGCGAGCUCCGAGGUCUGACACGUUGGCACCACGUCGGAGGGCAGUGUAGUGUCUUAGGGAGCACUUCUCCUCAAUGGAACGCCUCCGCAUUGACCUCUUGUUUAAGGCACAUUUGUCAUCUUUCAGUUCCUCUUCCUGUUCCCUCAGAUGUACGUCUCCACGUCACGUUCUCUAGGGAUGGGGUUGUCACACAGAGCCGUCCGGCCUCACAGCCAGGACUCUGUCUGCUGAGUCCGCUCCCAGCUCGGCCCUGGGUGCGAGAGCCAGGCCCUCACACGCCAGGUCCCGUCUCUCUGCCUUAAGAGUGAAUGUCCCACGCGAGAUGGAUGCAGUGCACACGCACCAAGGCAGUGACUCCGAUCCAUGCAUUGUUAGUUUGAAGUCCCCUACUUUUAGUCAGCGUCUGGACUGGAGUGCCCCUCCUCUUUGUAAAGAUGCCUAUCUUUCAGUAAACCACAUUUUUAACUUUUCCAUAAGCGAUUCUGAUUCAUUUAACAGCUUCAGCACACCCUGUCCAGAGGGAAAACCCUCCUGAGUUUGCGUAUCGGCCCGAGGAAAGGGAAGCCCGGAGGGAAGCUGAGCACUCCCGCUCGGGGGGUGGAGCACAGUGAGGAGGAGGACCGGAGCUCCAUGGGAAGGCGGCUUGGUUCAGGUCUAGAGCGAGAUGAGAACAAACACUAAGAGGCAAGCAGUGAUCUGGUCAUUCAAACCAGUCCCGUCCCCACCCCCCGCGAGGGGAAAGUGCGUUUUCCCGGGCUUGUCCGCCGGGGCAGGUCGCGGUUGCUCAUCCAUUCAGAGCACAGGCUUCCGGCCGGCUAGUGGCCAGCACAUAAGCAGCUGCAUUCCUUGUUGUGCUGACUUCAGUCUGCAGCCGCGGGUUAAAACAAGUCUCUGUGGCCCAGGGCCGGGCACAGUAACACCAGGCGGGACUCUGGGCGUGAGGUGGGCACCGUCUCAGUGGACUCCAGGUUGGGAAAUAGAUGUCGUUACUUAGGGGACCUCCCGCCAAUGGGUCUGAUGGGCUCUUAGCCAGCCUCGCCUCGGAGGGGAGAAUCCUGCUCAGCCUGACCUUGUAGCACUCGGCCUCGGAGGCUGGACGAUGGAGUCGCCCCUCACCGGCCCGCGGGACAGGAGGGCCCAGGGGAGGUCGGGCUGCUGGUUCUGCUGCUCCCCAUGCCCGGGGGGGGGGGGGGGGGGGCUGUGGGGCCAGCGCGCCCUGCCCACAGCAAUAGCGUUCCCUUCACCAGCACUGGCCCCGCAGGGUCCCCCCAGAGGUCAGCCCUGCCACCGCUGCCCCGUGGCUUCCCCGGCACCAGCCGGCGGCAGCACUCGCCGUGGUCCCGGGCGUCUCCUCGGGCUCCGUUUCUGCAGCCCCGGAGGCGUCUUCGCUGCGGGCAGCUGUCCCGGCUGAGACUCCAUGACCCUGAAGAUGGUUCCUGUGACGCUGAAUGCAGAUGUACUGUCAUUCGUAGUGUUUCUACACCAGUACCAGGAACCUUCACUUUUGCUACCUUGAUAUAGCAUUGGCUAUCAUGUUAACAUUGAAAUACAUCGAUUUAUUAAAACAUACUUUUGUAAGAA
Messenger RNA from Pipistrellus kuhlii (Kuhl's pipistrelle), 3119 nucleotides. It is a transcript of the gene DESI2, whose product is annotated as desumoylating isopeptidase 2. Bases 218 to 790 code for a protein of 190 amino acids. The record is from RefSeq and is a predicted model, not a curated record. Gene Ontology annotation, biological process: protein deubiquitination. Gene Ontology annotation, molecular function: deubiquitinase activity. The transcript has 5 exons. Lineage: Eukaryota; Metazoa; Chordata; Mammalia; Chiroptera; Vespertilionidae.